ACGUUUGGCCUUGGUUCUGGAUUGUUUGAUAGCAGAUUUGAACACGUGAUUUGUUUAUCUAGUAAUUUUAUCCCUUAACUGCGUUAUUAGCAGGUGAAUAAUUAUUUUUGCGAAAUAAGAAAUCACAUAACCGCGUUUGUUUUCAAGACCCUAAUCUAAAAUGAUUAUUACUACUGUUGGAUGAUUUAUUUUCAUAUAAGGUUUUGGCGACAUGAUGUAAAUUCCGUUGGGUUUUCAGACAGAUAACAAGAAGUGUAACCUUAUUAAAACAGUUUAUAAAUGUGGACAAAUAUAAACUAUUGAAUGCAAUUGAAUUUUAAAGUUUUGCUUUGUUGUGUCUAUAAAUGUAACUACACAUUUCUGUUUAAAGGAUGGCUUCUAGUGCUCUUCAAAGAAAACCAGAUGUUGUGGAUCAACUUAACGAAUUAUUUGGGAAUGUUCUCAAUUUAGAUAUAAUUGAAAGUGUUGCGGUGUCUUGCCAGUAUGAUGUACACAAAUCUUCAAAUAAAUUGUUAGAACUCAGCAGCCAGUUCUCUCAUGGAGGUAAUUGUGUACCUUUACCUAAGACCAUGACAAUGAAUAUAAAAUCAUUUGCUAGUACUGGUGCAAUUAGUAAGUCUAAACCAAAAAAACAACAAGACAUUGAGGCAGCCAUUGCUGAUAUCUGCAAAGGUUACAAAGUUUUGGUUUUAUUGAGGGGUUUACCUGGUUCUGGAAAAAGUUACUUAUCUAAACAGAUAUUACAAAAUACAAUUGGCGGGACUUCCCAUUCACAUUUUCACAUUUUAAGCACCGAUGAUUUCUUUUAUAAAAAUGGACAAUAUAUUUAUGAUCCCCACAAAUUAAGUGAAGCACAUGGAUGGAAUCACAGUAGAGCAUUUCAAGCUGUAAGCAAAGGCAUCAGUCCAGUAAUAAUUGACAAUACAAAUACACAAAUGUGGGAAAUGAAACCUUAUGCAACAAUGGCAGUUGAUUUUGGAUAUAUUAUACACAUUUUGGAACCAAACAACCACUGGUGCUUUAAUGAUAAAGAACUUGCAAAGAGGAAUACACAUGGUGUGCCAAAACAAAAAAUUAGGGACAUGAUAGAUAGGUUUGACAAAAAUGUGACUACAGAAAAGUUACUCUCUGCUUACAGUCUUUAUUACAAGCCUUUACAAAGACCACCACAAUAUCGUAAAAUUCCCCCUAUCAAUAAUAUUAACAACCAUAACCUACAGGGUAUUAGUAAAUCUCAAAGUGCAAGUGCCUUAAAUCAGGAUACUUAUAAACCCCAAAGGAAUGUUGCGAUUGAGACAAUUAAUCUCAUGGAAUUUAAUGAAAUAUCCCCAACAGCCAAAGUUAAUACUGUUAGGGAACAUGAGAGCCCAACACUUGCUAGCUGGUCUAGUGAUCCUGUAGAUGAAAUUUUAAUGUGGAAUGAUCCAGUAAGUGCUACAAAAGUACUGAAACCAAGCAGUGCAAAAGAUGAUCAGGUGAUUCUCAUUGAGAGUGAUGUUCAAAAACAAAAAUCAACAGACAUUGAAUCUGCAUGGGGAAUUAACAUGGAAACUCUGCAGUCUUGGAAUGUGGUUACACCUCUGCAGACUCAACCAGCUGAUGCUGUUCAGAAUAUACCACUUCCUUCUUCUCAACCAGUUAUUGAAACCAGAGAUUCUUUUUGUAAUACUGAUGAUGAUGAUACAAAAUAUGUAAGAAUUAUAAUUGCCACUAACAGGGAUAUUAAUUUAGAUACACCCAACAAAAGUCCAGGUAUACCUAAAAAGAUAAUGGUUGAUAAAAGCUGUUUCACUGAAAGAAUUGAUAAUGAAGAUCACAUAAAACAAUUGAAAGUCUUAUUUCCAACAGUCCCUGAAAGACAUUUAAUUAGUUUAUACAGACACUGUAGUGGUGAUGUGGACUGGGCAGUGGAACUGUUGUUAGAAAAUAAAGAUGACCUUGAAGUGCUGCUGGACAAAGAUUGUGAUGAAACUCCAGAGAAUAUAGAAACAGAGCAGCCUGUUCAAAUAAUAUCUACAAUUAAUUUUGAAACUCCAUCUGAACCAAACAAAUCACCUGUAAAGCGGAAAUAUGUACAAUCACAAGAACUCAAGUCACAUUUAUUCUCUUGUAAACAAUAUAAGCCAAAAAAUAAUCACUCAACAUCUAAGGUUGAGACUACAAUGACUACUUCAGGGGAAGUAUUAAUGAUUGAUUCAGAUAUAGAAUUUGAUGAUAUUGAAUCAGAAAAAAGUAGUGAUUCUGGUGGUUGUGAAACUAUUGAGCUUAACUUAGGUGAUUCUUUGAUCAAUCAGUUGGAAAAUAAAGUGGGCGAUCCAUGUAUUAAUUAUCCAAAAGGGUUUCAGCCUAUUGUCCAGUUACCAAUUGAUUUGGCCAAACAACUUUACAUGUUCUAUAUUGAAUCAGUUUAUCAACAAAUUGACGCUCAAAAAGAAAUUCUAAACCAGUUGGUUAAGGAAGAUGAAGAAUUGGCUAAAAAAUUGCAAGCAGAAGAACAACCAAAUACAUCUCCAUCUCAUACAGAGGGAGUCACAUUAAGUGGACAAUGGAAUAAUCUUACACCAGAAACAUUGGCUGAUAAGCUCACCAAACAAAAACUCUUUCAGACUUUUCCAACACUGGAUCGCAAUGUUCUGGUGGAAAUAUUAAAUGCACAUAAUAAUAACUACCAAGAAACUGUUGAAACCUUGAUAGCCUCAGCAGGUGAAGACAACAUUGUGGGAUGUGUGAAUGAGGCCAAGAAUCCGCCAAUAAAUGAGACGAUGAUGAAGGAAAUGAAGGAGGCACAUCAAAGUAGCCAGAACUUUGAGGAACCAGAAGGGAGAAAAGAUGCACAAUUUUACAGGGAGGAAGCUAGCAAAUACUUGAAGAAAAGAGAAGAGCUUCAUCAAAAGGCUCAAGGUUUUUAUAGUCGCGGUAUGAUAGAAGUUGCUCAAUUCUACUCCAAUCUAGCAUCCCAACAGACAAAAUAUUUAGAUACAUCAAACCAUCUAGCUGCUCAAACCUUUUUACAGGAACACUCGGAACGACUUCAGGACUUUAACACAUUGGAUCUGCAUUAUUUGUACGUUAAAGAGGCGAUACCAGCUCUAGAUUUGUUUUUAGAUCGGAAUAUAAAUCUACUUCAAGGAAGUGGGAAAAAUUACGAAAAACUGACCAUUAUUACGGGAAGGGGAAAACGCAGCCAUAUGGGUGUGUCGAAAAUUAAACCUGCGGUUAUUGCAAGGUUAAAGAAACGACGUUUGCGCUAUACACAAUUAAAUCCGGGACUGUUAGAGAUAAAAAUCACAAAAGAUUCUCUGGUAUCUAGUGACGUACCGUCUUAAGGUAUUGUGACUAAUAAAUAUGCAGUGUUUUAUUGUUGAAAGGUAUUGUACUUACCAUAUAUUUUUAGGUUUGUUAUUUGGUUUUAUUGAUGUUUUUAAGAAAUUUUAUGAAGAAAUACUUAAAUUUAUUUUAAGAAAUUAUUUUUAUUUUAAUAAUGUCAAUUGUGGUUGUGAUCAAUAGUUCAAAUUUCACGGUUUUUUUCAAUCGACCAUGAUAUAAUGACAUUAAAUUUUUACAGUGUAG
Aethina tumida (small hive beetle) is the source of this 3570-nucleotide messenger RNA. RefSeq names its product NEDD4-binding protein 2. The record is from RefSeq and is a predicted model, not a curated record. Lineage: Eukaryota; Metazoa; Arthropoda; Insecta; Coleoptera; Nitidulidae. Bases 372 to 3326 code for a protein of 984 amino acids. Gene Ontology annotation, molecular function: ubiquitin binding. The transcript is spliced from 6 exons.